Molecule: messenger RNA, 1824 nt
Organism: Rattus norvegicus (Norway rat)
Lineage: Eukaryota; Metazoa; Chordata; Mammalia; Rodentia; Muridae
Source: RefSeq, a predicted model, not a curated record
AUAACUGGGUCACUCUAUUGACAUCUGUUGUUUAGUCUGCUCAGCAUCCUUUCCUCAUCUGCUAAAAAAAAAAAAAAAAGCUGUUGCAUUCAGAAACUGCCUCUCUCUGUCAGGUUCAUGUCACCUACACUGCAAGGUGACAGAGGCCACGGCUCUGCCUCAGUGAUUCAUGCAAAGGAUUGUAGGUGGCAGGCAAAAAACGCCUGGAUUCUGGCUGCUCUCCAGGCCGGUGACCUUCGGCUCUGGGGCCACUGGGCAGCCGCGCCUUUGGACGGGAGGAGAGGAAGGAGAGGACGCCUGGUUCCUUUGGCUGUUCGUCUCCUUCUGUGGCUUUGCCAUGGGCUCACGGAGCUCUCAUGUCGCGCUCAUUCCUGAUGUGGACCAAAUUCGCAGAGAGACGGGCUUCUCCCAAGCUAGCCUGCUCCGUCUCUACCACAGGUUCCAAGCCCUAGACAGGGAGGAAAAGGGCUUCCUGAGCCGCCUAGACCUCCAGCAGAUUGGAGCCCUGGCUGUGAACCCCCUGGGUGACCGCAUUAUAGACAGCUUCUUCCCCAAUGGGAGUCAGAGAGUGUAUUUCGCAGGCUUUGCCAGAGUCCUGGCUUAUUUUCGACCUAUAGAUGAAGACGAUGCCACACUCCGAGACCCCAAGCAACCUGAACCCCUAAACAGCAGAAUGAAUAAACUGCGCUUUGCAUUUCAGCUCUAUGAUCUGGAUCGGGAUGGGAAGAUCUCCAGGAAUGAAAUGCUACAGGUUCUCCGCCUCAUGGUUGGGGUCCAGGUGACAGACGAGCAGUUGGAGAGCAUCACAGACCGCACAGUGCAGGAAGCCGAUGAAGAUGGGGAUGGGGCCGUGUCCUUCCUGGAGUUCGCCAAGUCCUUAGAGAAGAUGAACAUCGAGCAGAAGAUGAGCAUCCGGAUCCUGAAGUGACCCCUGUGUCUUUGACUCAUGCAAACAUUUAUGGACUCGGGAUUUAUCCUCAGGCCUCUGGAAGCAGGAGCCCACAAGCCAUAUUCUACUCUGAAACUUUGUUUAAGGUUAGGAAAGGGAAUUGGAGGAGCGUGUGCUGAAGUCUCAUUUGCUCUCAGAUUUGUGAAUCAGCCAGUGAUUUGGUUGCAAGUGGCUGAAAGGCCAACCCAAAGUGACAAGAUAAAAAAGGGAAAAGGAUGACAUGGGCCUGUGACUAGACAGCCCGGAAGUAGUUGCCUUUAUGCACACCUGGAUCCAAGGACACGCAUGGUGUCAUCGGGAUUGAGUUUUGUCACCUGGGGUUCUCAGGUUGGCUGCCUUCUUGCAUUGGGAUCAUUCCUUUGGGUACGAAGAGCCGACAGCUGUCGAGACCACAUCCUCUUAGCCCUCUAACCCAGAGGACGGGAUGUCAUACUCCAGAAAUGCCAACCAAGCAGAACCAUUGACCCAGCUGGGGGCUUUUCUCUAUCUCAGGGAAGGGGUGAGGGGAGAUGGAACAUUUAAAUAGGCUAUGCCUGUGUCAUAUAACAAUUCCAAACCCUGAAUAAAUCCGGAAGACUUAGCAUAGAGAGGUGGUUGACUUAAGAAAAAUGAAGUAAUAUUAUCAGAAAAGUGUGUGUGUGUGUGUGUGUGUGUGUGUGUGUGUGUGUGUGUGUGUGUAUGUGUUUAUGUUGGUUUUGUUCAGGCAACAUGAAUGAUACAUUUCCUUACUACGUGGUUGAGCAAAUUAAGGGUAUCUUGAAAUGUGGUCCCUUGAAUGGGUUUUUUCUGAUCCCUGGAUGAAAGAUAAUGUGAUGGGGUUGGUGACUGGAGGGAGGAUGGGGUACAGUAAUAAACUUUCCUAAAGUGGAUGGUUA